Messenger RNA from Cucurbita pepo subsp. pepo (vegetable marrow), 2391 nucleotides. RefSeq lists its product as uncharacterized. The record is from RefSeq and is a predicted model, not a curated record. Lineage: Eukaryota; Viridiplantae; Streptophyta; Magnoliopsida; Cucurbitales; Cucurbitaceae.
AAAAAAGAAAAUAAAAAAGAAAAGAAAAGGAUUACGUAGGUCGGUGACGACGCUCCAGCUCUCGCGCAAUCGCCUCCGGCGAUGGCGACAGUGCAAUCCGACAUUCGCUGUGCUUAUCACAUCGCCUCCUCCACCUUCCGCUCCCUCUCCCCUACUUUUAGGCCCCGCCGAACCACUGCCGUUCCAUGUAAACUGCUCUUCCCCUCCUUCAAAUUGAGAGCCUUCUCCACAUGUGCUGCCGUGAGAGUUCCCGAGAAGCCGUCGAUUUGUACGGCCGACGAGCUUCAUUAUGCCUCUGUACCGAAUUCUGACUGGAGGCUUGCUCUCUGGCGCUAUCGUCCCUCCCCUCAGGCGCCUCCGAGGAAUCAUCCGCUUUUGCUAUUAUCCGGAGUCGGAACUAAUGCUAUUGGUUAUGAUCUUGCCCCUGGGUGUUCUUUUGCGCGGCAUAUGUCUGGUCAGGGGUAUGAUACAUGGAUUCUUGAAGUUCGAGGUGCAGGACUGAGCUUGCAGGAACCAAAUUUGAAAGAAAUUGAGCAUUCAGCUAAAGUUAAAUCAGAAAAAAUGGAAGCAAUCUCUGAGAGCAAAAUUAAUGGAACUGUACAUGUGGAAGAAGAGUCAACAAAAAUUCUUGAUGACCUCUCAAAAUCAGAUACUUGCAUCAAUGGCAUCAAUGGGAAAGAAUCUGACUCUUCUAUGGUUGAGGAAGAAGACUUCAUAGGAAUAGCAACAAUUUGGGAUGAGUCAAGUGUAGUUUCGGAGUUAACAGAAACUUUUAUGCGUUUGUCAGAACGGCUAUCUGGCUUUUUAAGUGAAGGCCAAUCAAGGAUUAUGUCCGCCACACUAUUUGAUCAAAUUUCAAAACUUUUAGUUGAUUCCCAAUUAUCUGAACGUUUUAAUGAGGUAAGGGAAAAGCUUUCAUAUUUGUUGGAAACAGGACAGACCUCAGUCAUUGCUGGCCAGAUUAGGGAUUUGAGUCAAAGGCUUGUAGAAAUUAUUGAAGAAGGUCAACGAUCUGUUUCACCUCCAUUAUUCAAUUUGCAAGAUCGAUUUUCUUCAACGAUUGACGAUUUUCAGAAACAACUUGAUUUAAUAGUAAAAUAUGACUGGGACUUUGAUCAUUACCUGUUGGAGGACGUUCCUGCUGCGAUGGAUUAUAUCAUGGCUAUAAGCAAGCCAAAGGAUGGCAAAUUGCUUGCUAUUGGGCACUCCAUGGGUGGUAUCUUGCUUUAUGCAAGACUUUCUCGUUGUGGUUUUGAAGGAAGAGACCCCAGAUUGGCUGCUAUUGUUACUUUGGCAUCAUCUCUUGACUAUACUUCUUCAAAAUCAGCCUUGAAAAUGCUAUUGCCCCUUGCAGAUCCUGCACAGGCUCUUAAUGUUCCAGUUGUUCCAUUAGGAGCUUUACUAUCAGCUUCAUAUCCUCUUUCAUCUCGUUCUCCUUAUGUCUUAUCAUGGCUAAAUAGUCUUAUUUCCGCAGAAGAUAUGAUGGAUCCUGAAAUGUUAAAAAAGCUCGUCUUGAACAACUUCUGUACGAUUCCCGCUAAACUUAUCUUACAACUCACAACCGCUUUUCGAGAGGGUGGUUUGCGAGACAGAAGUAAUACAUUUUAUUACAAGGACCAUUUACAUAAAUGCCAUGUCCCAGUCUUAGCGCUUGCUGGAGACCAAGAUCUAAUCUGUCCACCUGUAGCUGUAGAAGAAACAGCAAAGCUUAUUCCCGAGCACCUUGUUUCCUAUAAAUGUUUUGGAGAACCGGGAGGUCCGCAUUAUGCACAUUAUGAUUUAGUUGGAGGACGCCUGGCAGCGGAGCAGGUCUAUCCAUGUAUUAUCGAUUUUAUUAGCAAGCAUGAUGCAGUUUGAUUAUCCACAUCUCAAUAAAUUUUGUUUUUGCAUGAUUCAUUCAAAUGUAACACAUCCUAGUCGAUGUUGGUUACCGUUCAUACAUGCCUAGGGAUCGAAAUUUCCUUGCAGAACGUGUAAAUUUUGGUGGAUUGAGAUCAUAUGCAAAGAGGGUUAUGGAGACUUGAGGACUCCUUAUUCGUCCAAGCUUCAUUAACCAACGCUGAAUCAAGAUCUCCUUGUUCUGGUUUCAACGAAAAUUAUACUGGAAAAGGUGAAGAUAAUCAAUAUGUACGAGUUCCGGAUCACACAAUAACAUGAUAUAUAUAUAUAUAUAUAUAUAAAAAUGCUUGAAGAACUUGUACUCUUUUCAGCGUUUACACAUCACUAGAAUUUGUAAAUUACUAUGAUUUUCUUUGAAGGACCCUGAGUUGGUUCAGUAGUCAAAGGAAUACGUUGCAAUUUCAAGUAUCUUUGAGGUAAUUAGCUCAGAACCAAGUGGAGUUUGAUGGGCCGAUUUAGACUAUUAUGAAAUAGACUAGUUUUUUUUUUUUU